This is a messenger RNA of Rubroshorea leprosula, 1760 nucleotides long. The record is from the annotation of a GenBank genome assembly. NCBI's taxonomy places the organism in Eukaryota, Viridiplantae, Streptophyta, Magnoliopsida, Malvales, Dipterocarpaceae.
AUUCCUCCCACAAUGAAAACAAUCGGGUAUUUUGGAAGAGAAAGAGAUCGAGGUGUCUAAGAUGGAAAACCUAAGUGGGUAUAUUCUAGAAGACAAAGAUAUCCAGCCUUUGCUCCCUCACAGACUCCAACCAUUCAAGAGAGAAAUCAUCAACUUUCCAAAUAAAUCACAAGCCAAUGACAACAUGUUCUAGUAAAAGCCCUUACUCAACAAUGGAAAGAUUGGCUGGAAUAUUGCGUGCAGAGCUGAAGAAUCAGACCUCAAAGAAAGUGUUAGACAUCCAAAUACUAGGUAAACUAGCUCCAAUAAGGCCUCAAGGAGAGGAAGUUUUUACAUUUCUGGGUUACUUGUGGAGCUUGUUUGGAAAACAUGGCAGUGGGUUGGAAAUGGUCUAUACUUUGUCUUGUUGGUUGAUGAGCAGUCCUCCAAGUUACCAUAUAAAGCUUCUUAGUGGAGACUUAAACUUAGAGCCCCAAUCUAAACUUCUGAACCCCCUCCCCAAAUCCAAAUCCAAAUCCAAAUCCAAAUCCAAAUGUGUUUCAGGAGUACAAAGCAUCAAUCGAGUAUUAUUUAGCUCCCUUCAUGAGUCUGAUUCAUACCAUGCAACACAUCAUACUGUCCUGAGAUGACUAGUGAACCUUGCUGCCAUAGCCAACAUGGCAAGAGCUAGGGAGGAGUUGAUGUGUUGGUGUUUGAGAGCUAUGUCUAAUGGAUCAAUAAGCAUAACAAGCCUUAAUCAAUGCUAUGUAAGUUUCCAGUUUUGAAUCUAAUGUUUUCCAUGCCAUCCAAAUUCUUCUAGAUUUUCUGAACCUUGCUACCAUAGCCAAACAUGGCAAGAGCUAGGAAAGAGUUGAUGUAUUGGUGUCUGGAGCUACGUCUGGUGGAUGUACAAGUGUAACAAGCUUCAGAUCAGUUUUAUGUAAGUUUCUGGUUUUUUAUCUAUGGCUUUCUAUUCCAUCCAAAUUCUUCUGGUUUUUGUGCUCUUAGAGCAAAAUUUUUAUUUGAAGAUAACACUUUGGAAUCCAACAGGUUAAUCUGAGUUCUAAUUUCUUCCUGAGUUUAUUUUUGCUUUUUGUUUUGUGUUUUUUUAUUAGUUAUGGAAUUCCUGGGAUUGUUCAAGAAUCUAAUGUGACAACUAGUUGUAAAUUGAGAAACCUUGGCAAAUUGGUUAGAAUCCAACAUCAGUCCUCUAUGUCCCCAACACACCUAUGAACCCUUUGAAGGCUUUCACCUUUUCCUCUGAAACUAGUUGCUUUCAACUAUGGUCCGAAUGCAAAUCAUUUGUACCUCUUGCUACAGUUACUAGAUCCAGUUUUAAGAACUUGCCUUGUGAUUUUUUGUUUUGCACAUUGGCCACCAUUUGCCCCAGUUGUUCAUAGUGAUAUUGCAAACGAUAUGCUGAUUUAUUGACAGAAGUUGAUAUAUAUUGCCCUUUUAGCAUUCUUAGGAUUGAUUCUGUUCUUUUUCUGGAAUGACAUAACUGCUACUGCAGCAUGCAUUAAAGGGAAAGGAUGGAAGCCAUGCAGUGAUGAGAACUGCUUCAACGAGAUGUAUCCAAUCCAAGAAGCAUCAUGCAGAGGAAUUGGAUAUCGUCUUGCCAUCAUGGAGACAGUUCGCAGCAUUUUACAAGAAUUAAAGAUCAACCAUUACAGUUCUGAACAUAUACACAAUUGUCAGAAUAUCAAAAAGAUGUUCAUUUUUCUAUUUAUGAUGAACAGAAGGGAAAAACUCUUGAUAGGAAAUAAAGAUUUGACCCUAAA